Molecule: messenger RNA, 4742 nt
Organism: Tuber aestivum (summer truffle)
Lineage: Eukaryota; Fungi; Ascomycota; Pezizomycetes; Pezizales; Tuberaceae
Source: the annotation of a GenBank genome assembly
AUGGCCCUCGACGGGUCCGGAGGCUCACGCGGACCGCUAACAGAAGAUCAACAGGCUAAUAAUAUCGCAUCCCAUUCUCCCAACUUAUCCUCGACAAACGGUUUAGAAAUUACUCCAAUGACGAGCCCCGGCCGUGAUAGCUCUAACCAGGAGGUUGACGUAGGGGAUAUGAGUUUACCGGCGGAACAGCGCCGACAUCUGCUGGAGCUGGAGAGCUCUUUCAAAAUCGAUUUGGAUCUGCGGACUACUCUAGAAGAGGGAUCCAGCACUAUUUCCGGGCGAAUAGGAGAUAUGGGACCACCUCCACUUCCGCCGGCUGCCGUGCCCAGAAGGGGGUUACAACGCACACCCAGCAGUGUAUCGAAUCAUCGCAAACUCAGAUCGGGUGCGGCGACCCCCACUACCAUAGCCGGUAGCAGGGAGGAUUUGCGAGGGAAGAAAAUUUUGGCCGACGCGGAGGAAACGACUUCUCCUUUCGCGGAUUCAGGAGCAUUUUCUCCUUCCCAGACCCCUAUCCCAACCAGCGAAACUGACGGCGAACCGAAUUUAUCCAGCAGCCCUACCCUUGCCGCGCAGGCGAGGAACAACAACAGGAGCUCUACCAAUCUGGCUGCUGCCUUUGCGCCCGGCUCUUCGCAUGAACCUUCGCCAGAGGAAAUUGGACUUGCUAUUGAUAGACGACCCUCUACGGUUUCAACGAGGGGGGAAGGGACUUACGGGUCAUUGGGGAGUGAGGGGGCCACGUCUGCUGCUAGGCCGACUAAUUCUGUGAGGGGGAGGGGUUUAUCGAGCAAUUCUUCAUCAAACCUAGCCGGCGGAUCUACAUCAGGAACACAUCGGCGGAGGCCGAAAUUUUUGCGCUCACGGCAAUCAUCGCAGAGAUCUAGUGUUUCUUCAAUUGGCGAUACGGGUAUGGAAGCUGGCGACGACGGUGCAAGCGCGAUUACUACUGUCGAGGGUGGUGGUGUCCUUUCGCGGUCUGCGAGCUUGGGAUCUAUUGCUUCGGGAAUUACUGGAAUCGCUGGUGCAGGAAGCAUCCGGGGUGCGGAAGGGCUGUUCGCCAACAUGCCAACCGCCGCAGAGCGAGCUUUGGCGCGACUUGAUGAGGAGGAAAAGAAUUCCAUGAGAGGUUCGGUUGCCGAAUCUAAUGAGGGGAACGGCCCUAAUGAUGACGCUAUUGCGGAGCCCACUACCCCCAAAUUCCAAAACGCCCCUCCCCCCCCUACGGAUACUGCCAUCACUGCACAAGUCAAAUCGGUACAUGUGCCCGCAACAGUAGCUAGGGAAUACCGAGCAGGGCAUCUUGCACCGAUGCAAACACCCGGAAGUCCAUCGAAACGUGGCGGACCAGGUACUACACCAGCUCCAGGACAGGGUAAAAAUAUGACACUGAAGGAACAGAGCACUAUCAUUGACAGAUUGCAAAAGGAGAAUUUCGACCUCAAGAUCAAAGUAUUUUAUCUCAAUGACAAACUGGAAAAGCAGUCUGAUGAAGGGGUUAAGGAGAUGAUGAAGGAAAAUGUGGACAUGAAAGUUAAGCUUGCUGAGGGGAUGCGCGAGAGAAAGUCCCUGAAACGGAGGAUAAAGGAACUGGAGAAGAAGAUCCAAGAAAUGGGUGGCGAGAAGGAGGGAAAGGAGGAUGGCGAAGACAACAUCACUGAGCUCUGGGAACUUAAGGAGAGGGUGGAGCGAUACGAGGUUGAAAUAGAAGAACUUAGUCGUCGAGAGAAGGAAAGGGAAGCCCGUGUGAGAGAGGAAAUUUCCCGCAAGGGAGCCGCCAGUGGAGAGCGAGCCGAAGAAGUCGUUAGUUGUUCACGUUCCUUAUUUUAACAAUACUAAUGUGAGGUAGGGAAUGCUGAGAGAAUUUCUCGAGACAGAGACCGCCAGGAGGGAGAAGGUUGACAUGGAAAACCGCCGCCUAAGGGAGGAAAUCUGGAGAAUGAAGAAUGAGUCCAGCGGCCAGCCUCACCUCAGCUCUCAUCACAGCAUAAGCGCUCGUCAUUCGUCCACACGUUCUUUAUCUGAAAGAGACCGAGAUGAAAGCCGUGAAAGGGGCCUUAUGAACCAACUUCGGGUUGAGAACGAUGAACUCCGUAGAGAAGUCGGCGCUCAGACCAGCAUGCUCACAUCCCGCAAUCGUGAAAAAGACCGCUUGUAUCAAGAAAUUGAGGAUCUCAAGCUUCAUUUGCGCAAUGGGUCCGGAACUUCUUUGGGCGUAGUCGCGGAACAUGAUCAGCAUCCGCAACAUCAAAAUAGGGCAGCGUCUGUCAUCAGCGACCGGAUCCUUGACCGAUCAGUUUCUCGUGCCGGAGGAACUGCGAGUGUUGCUGGGACUCACGUGAGCGUGUUGAGCGAGAGUGAGAGAGAGGAUUUCGAGAAUGCGAAUGGCCAACUUCGUGAUCGUAUUUCUGAAUUGAGGCUCAAAAACCAGGAACUCCAGAUUCAGAUCGAAAACUGCUAUCGAGAAAUCGAUCAAAGGACGGAAGAAAUGGAGAGGGUUGCAGUGGAGUAUGAGGAAGAGUUACAGCUUGCUCAUGCGGAAGUCCAGGAAAUGCAGGCUGAGCGGAACGAUGCAUUAAGGAUGAGGGAGGAAAUUGAAAUGGAUUUCGAUCAAUUGAAGGAGGAAGCGGAGGAAGAAAUCCAGAAACUAGAGGAGGAGCUUGAUAUCAGGUUGGGUGAUGUCGAGAAAUUGGAGGAGGACGUCAGGUGCAAAGAGGAAGACUUCAAGGGCCUUCAGCAAGAAAUGAGGAACGUCAGUGACAUUGUUGUCAGGCUGGAAGAUGUGCACGAAGAACAUGCCGGCGAAGUACGAAGGCUGGAAGAGAAGUUAGAGAGUCUUCAGCGCACUCUGAGGGAGAAUGAGCAGGAGAUGAGUAUUCUCGAGGGAUCCCUGCGUGAGGCUAAUGAGAAAAUUGAGAGAAUGACCGUCCAGAGUGAAAGCGCCAAGGGAGAGAUUGCAUUCUUACGUGAGGAACAGGAUGCAGAUAAGAUCAAGAUUGGGGAGCUCGAAAUGGUCAUCAAAGGCCUCGAGAAGACGGUUGAAGAAGAGAGGGAGAGAGUCGCCGAUACUAGGGAGAGGCUUGAAAGUGAGAGGAAAGAUCGCGAGAAGAUGGGAGAUAAAAGACAUCAAGAGUGGGAGAGGAAGGUCAAUGAAAAGAGCCAAGAGGUGAUGAAUGCGAAGGAUGAAGUCAGGAGGCUGAGAAGCAAGGUUAGCAAUAGAGAGGAAGAGGCUAAACAAUGGAGAGAAAGGCUUGAAGAGCUGGAAAGAGCUCUCAGGGAAGCACUUGGUGAUCUUUCAGGAACUAGGACUGGCCUCUUUAAGGUAUUUCCCGCUUUCGAAGCUAAGAUGGAGGUUUUUAACAGGAUGCAGUCUAUUGUGAACCUACAGAGCGAACUGGAGAGCACGCUUGAGGAGCUGGAUUAUACCAAGAAUGAGCUUGCUGAGAAAGACCGCGUGCUUAAGGACCGCGAAAACUUGCUUGAAGGCAUGGUAGGUUGAAUCUCCUUUUUCGGACUUCUGCCGGGGCUAACCUCUUUAGGCUCUUGAAUCCCGGAAGCUCACAGAACUUCUCGACAAGGAGCGUGCUGGUCGUAAAUCUGAUCGUGCAGCCCUCGAAACUCUUAAAACCACUCAUCAUCAAACCCGCCAUACAAUCACUCAGCAUCAGACCCAAUAUACAGAGCUCGAGAAGACUCGCAACAAGGAGUCAAAGUCAAUCCACCAACUGGAGCAGCAAUACCGUGAGCAGCUGGCUGAACGCAAUAACCUUCUCACGCAAAUCUGGCUCCGGCUGAGUGCUCUCUGUGGCCCCGACUGGACCCACAGAAACAGUCUCGUCUCAACAAAUACCAACAACGCUGGCGGCAAACAAAGCAUGGAGGCUGCCGUCGUUGGCGCUCUUCCAGGCUUCCAAAAGAACAUGCUCCUAGCGGUAAAAACGAUAGAAAGCAUAGUGGCCGGCUUUAAGACACGAUGCAAAGGCGUCGAGCGCGAUUUGUGGAGAGAAUACCAGGUCGUCGAGAAUGCUCUGGAGAGCCGUACCCGUCGUUUAGAACGUCUGGAAAGUCUCGUCCGAGGCGGUAUCGGCGAGCAAAAUGGAAUGCGAACAGAAGUCGCAAAACUACGCACCGAAAACCGCUUACUGCGUGCGGAGCUCAACGUAGUGAAAAAUGAGGCUUCGUCGACAACCACAACCACAACCACCACAGCCGUAUCCUCAAGCCAACAAGCUCCCCCCAUCCUCCACCGUUCAAAAACCUCUUCGACAGUACCACAGCAACCACUGAAAGAGAAGGAAACCUCAGCUCCUACGUCCACCGCCAUCACACGCACUAGUUCCGCGGCUAGUGCCCCUCAACCGACUGAUCCUCAAGACGUCAGUGAGAAGCGCUGGAUUCUGCGCCUCCGCGAGUUGGAGAAGCGUUUGAAGGCAGAGCGCGAGGCGAGAUUACUAGAUCGCUCGGCAGCUAAGAAGAAGGUUGAGGAGGCGAGGGGAGCUAGUGCCGAGUAUAAAGCAGAAUUGGAACGGGAGAGGGCGGUUAGUGGGUCUAAAAGGUAGUGAUUGACGACUAGAUGGCAGAUGGACGGAGGUGGGGACUGAUGGUAUAAAUGAAUGAACGGUGUUGGGCGUACGGGUGCUUUUUUUGUAUGAUAGGCAUGGAGGUCGUGGGAAUAUUAAGCUUCGUGAGCUAGAGUUCGGUGUCAUGGGAUAUCACUCUUCACCACGUUUUGAGUUAAAAUG